CCCUUGGACUGCCCAAGUGCUUCAAAGAGACAGUGCCCCGACUGCAGCAAAACAAACGCCCCGUGGUGUGGCCUGUGUACUGCUGGGUUUGUCCGACGUACCGUACCUUGUGUUUUUGUUGUACGAUUAUCAAAUAGGUGGUGUGAGUGUAUGUAUGCGAAAGUAGUGGAAUGCGUGCGUGCAAUGGCGGGUGUGUGCGUGUGUGUGUAGUGUUAGUGAGUGGGGUGAAAACUGCACCAUACGGGAUGCAACCGAGCAUCAGCGGCAGCUGCAAUCCGCAGUGCAAUAGACAAUAACAAACGCCUAUCUAUCCAGCAUUGUCACACACUGUAAUGCAGCGGCCGAAAAACAAUUCAUCACCUAUCACUGCGAUCGUAAAAAUAUGCAAAAGGAGCAGCUAAAACUAUGACCAAAUCUGUGUAGCCGUAAAUUUGUUUAUGUUUUGCCAUACGUCCGUCCGCUGCGGGUGUCAUGUUGAUGCGUCAGAUGAGAAUGACAGUUGGCGCUUGUCGGAGAAGCUGCUCCCCUAUCGAACGCAAAAACAAUAUCGUUAACUAAGCAGUAAACUAACACACGUACACGAGCGUGAGUGAUAUUGAUCGUUAUUAAGUGUAACAGACGAAAGUGCUUUCCCCGAAGCGAUAACACAGUGUUCAAGCGUUUACCCGUUGUAAAAGUAGCCCGAAAGCAAAAUGGCCGCAUUCGUCGCAAAGCAAAUGGUCGGCAACAAGCUGAACGCCGUUAAAGGAGCUGCUGGAGGCGCUGUUGGAGGUGACGGAGGUGACGAUGAGAACGACAAAGAGAAGGAAGAGGAGGCAGAGCGCGAACGCCAGGAGGCGAUCCGUGAGGCCGAGGAACGACGCAAGGAGAAGCACCGCAAGAUGGAGGAGGAGCGGGAAAAGAUGCGACAGGAAAUCCGAGACAAAUAUAACAUAAAGAAAAAGGAGGAAAUUGUUGAACAGGCACCCCAGGAGGAACCGAAUCCGCUGAUGCGGAAGAAGAAAACGCCCGAAGAGCUUGCGGCUGAGGCGGAACAGGAGGAUCUAGACGACUUCACGAAUGGCGAACCAUCAACCGGUAAUCGAAAGUUGAAAAACUCCAUAGAGACGCAGGUGAACGAGAUCAAGACACAAAUCGAAGGCAAAUGCUCCUUGCAGUGAUUGUGCAUCGUAUCGUGCGUACUCUACCAACCAAGUAUUCAGUAAUAUUUGAUGACAUCAGUCACAAACAACACAGUCACAACACAUCAACACAACCGUGUAACAGUGUGGAGAGCAACACACCAUGCCAUUGCAAUGUACGUGCAGCGAUCGUAUCCGUGGAUCGGUUCCCAGAUGUAAACCCUUGCACUGGUCGCCUCCAGACAGGGAUCCACCGAAGCAAAGAGAUGUGAGUUUUCUGCUAGGUUGGGCUGAUAACCAUAGCCUCAGAAACCCAAAUCAUCCCAUAACCCCAACAUCGUCAGAGUCGACGCAUCGGAGAGCAAUACAUGAUCGUACAGCGUGGGUGAGAAGAAAUACAGCAACAACGCACGUGAUGAAUCUCACAUCAUCGAAAGCAUCAUGUCCUUUCCUUCGGUACACAUCCUGCAGCAAUGCCCCACAAAUGGAACGAGCUGUACAUCGCAACAGCAACCAUUCACAAAAAAGGUCACACAGACGAUCAUACACACACACAGAGAGAGAAACAUGUUGUACACAUAAACCAGCGUCACCGAAAGAAAGCCAACCAUGCAAAACCCAUAAACACACAUCCCGGACUUACCGAACGAAUGUGGAAGGCUUUCGGGACGGGACGGCGUGCAUUCCACCAUGAAGUAGUUGUGAGUAGCCCGUAUGAAACACGGAAGCAAAAGAGAAAAAAACGAAAAAAAAACAAAAGUAAUAAAAGAAAAAUAUUCCAAAAAUUGUUAAAAAAUAUUAGGAGCCCUUUGCGAAAGGAUGAAAACAAAGCAAACAACAACAAAAAAAUCACUUAGCGAAGUAAAGAAAAAAAAUAAAAUAGUAGUGCAGUAUAAAAGUAAAGUAAUGAAGAAAAAAAUUGAACUUACAUCAGGCAACAAAUAAGCAAAAAUUGUGAUUAAUCUCCCUGAACAGAAAGAAGUAGAAGCAGAAGAAGAAACAUACACACAACACACAAACGUCAAGCUUCGUCUUACAAUAACGGGCAGUAAAAAAACACUAGCAAAUGGAGAAACAAAAAAUCCGUUUUCAAUACUUUGCAAAUAAUAGCUCUGUCUCUUCUCCAAACAAAAAAUAGCAUUCAACCCCAUAUAAAUACACACACACACGCAAACAUAUUUAAAAGAAAACACCCACAAGUGUGAAAAAUGUAAGUUUUUGUAGAGAAAAUUCGUUAUCGCGUCACGAUUGUUGCUAUAGCAGCCCAAGUUACGUUUGAUCGUUGUUUUCCGUUGAUCUUUCUGCUCGAAAGCGUUGUUGAUUUUGUUAGUCAGUUUAUUUUCCUAAAAAUGCUAAAAAUUGCUGUGCUUGAUAAAUUGGGCACAAGAAGAGGAAUAGCAAAAAAUAAAAAAAGGCAAAUGAACAAACAAACAAAAAACGAACAAUCUUUGCGACAUUACUUUGGAGUUCGUGUAGAGAGUAGAAAAUAAUAAAAUAAAAACAGAAAAAACAACUAAGUCGAUCGGUUUCAGUGCGUUGCCGGUUCGGGUUUCGAAAAGGUUCGAAGCGAAUUGGAUCGCUUUUCCAUUAUUUCCAAUGUGUCGUUUCGCAACUCCGUGUGUUGAAGUUUUUAUUUGUCCUGUUUUCGUGUGCGCUGUUCCGGCUUCGAAAGGAAUACUAUUGGCUUACACACGAGCACUACUUCCGGACAACUGUCAAACGGCUUCAUCCCUUUCACAUGCUCUCUCUCUCUCUCUCCCUAUCUACCUUCAUCUUACUUUUACAACCGUAACCGCGUGGAGAAUGUUUGUGAUAGAGUUCCAAAGUGAUAAACAAAAAACAAAAAACAAAGCAAAUGACAAGAAGCAUUACGCACUGAGAGCAAGGGCAGUGUGUGCGCGGUUUGUCCAAGGCAAGGAAGCAAUUGACAAGUGCCGCACCACGAUCAAUGGCCGGUCGGUAAUUUAUUCUAACAGAUUCUCAACGGAAACGCAAUCCCCGAACGUUUUUGACACAGCAGCUGAAUUAAUAGUAAUAAAUGAAAAAUAAUAAACAAACGCCCGCCUCGGAAAAACCAACGGAAGCAACGGCUCGUAGCGCUUGUCUGUGUGUGUGUGUGCUUGUUGUGCCCACGGGCGGCACACUUCGUGUUAGUUACAAAAAAAAAUCAACAAAACCAAAACCAAAAAAAAAACACAUAUUUUUCGCGUUGUCUUUUUUGAUCGUUAGCCCAGUUGAUUGAAAGCGUUAAGAAGUAAUGAAAGCAAAAUAAAUAAAUACAUAAUACAAGAAAAAAAGCAAAUGUUUUAACUUUAGCGACAAUGCAGCAAGUACUAUGCACUUAUCAAUGAAGUAACCAAAACAAAGGAGAGAAAACAAUACACCCAUACACACACACACAUACACAUAUAUAUACAAACACUUACACACUAACCGGACAUAAAACACUUAUUCGGUGGUACAUUUCAAACGAAAGAAAGAAAAGACAAACAAGACAGUGAAAGGAAGGAAACAACCCUAAAGCACUUGCAAAACAUUUAGCAAAGGAAGAAACCAACGCAAACGUAAUCGACAGUAGCAAAAGAAACCCCCGUGAAGAAUAAAAUGUAUAUUUAGAGCGAAGCAAACACAGUAGAUAAAUGAAAAGGUAGUCGAAAGAAGCAAACGGGCGGAGGGUGAAACAAAGCAACAACAAAGAAAAAAAGGGAAAACAAAACAAACUUUAGCGUUAUUAUUAUUAAAAAUUAUAGCUUGAAAAUUUGUUGAAAGUUUAAACAUGAAAGUGACAACCACAGAAACGAAGCAAACAAAAACAAAUGAUAAACCAAAGCUCCAAAUUGCAAAAACAUAAAACUGCGAGAAAAAAAGACAUAACAACCCAAGGAAAGAAAUAAAACACAAAAGGUUCGGUGAAGUUGUGAACCAAGGGGAGAGAAAACACGUUCUCAUCAACGAGCUCCAGUCACCUUCACACAAACACACACUCAUACAUGUACACUAAAAGAAAACGACCAGGCGGCGUCUGUUGGAAAAAUGGUGGAAAUGUUGUAACGCGUGGUAGAGAAGAGAAAAAGGGAAGCAGACAACGAAAGCAGCUGGUGGAAGCGUCUGCUAUGUAUGUCGUGAUGGAUCGUAUGAUGGACGUCGGACAGGACCUUUUUUGCUCACUUAAACAUAAUUCCACCAACACCGCAUUCCCUUCCCAUCCGCACUUCAAGCGAAGGGUGCAGGGUGAAUAAUGUUUAACAGGGGAAUAACGAUGGCAAUAUAUAUAUACACAUAUAUGUUCGAAUAAAACUUUCGUUCGAGGUUCGAAGAAUGGUUAGCAAAACUGAAAAGAUGGAGACACUGUCACAGGCCACAAGCAAACAGCAGCAGCCACAAAACCCUGUUUAAUGUUGCUCGUUUGUAUUUAAAUGUGUUCUCUCUGUACACCUAACCUCAGUCGCUGUCGUAUGUUUUAUGUUUUUUGGUGUGUUCACUGUUUCACUGUAUCACAAUUUGUCUGACCUUCAUGUUACCGUGUGUGGGCUGCUGUGUAUGGGCUUGUUUGUUAGUUGUGUUUCAAGGAACCCAUUUCGAGGGUAUGACCCCUCACACACAAUCGUUAACAACAUACACCACACACACAACUACAAACGCAUACACAUUACCAAAAAUAAAUCCAAAACAUCGAAUUGCAGCAUGUUCAAGUGCACUUCCGAAGAGAGAAAGCAGAGACGAAAAUCCCCAGAAAGAAAAACCGCAAUCAUAUAAUCGUUAUCGAUAAAUGAUCGUCAUACAAGGAACAGUACCUUGUUGCCGUGUGAGCCAACUCCAUCUUCUUACUACUUUUCGGCUCCAUAGUGUAUUGAUCAUUUUGACUGUAUGUGUGUGUGUGUCAUGUUCAGAGGAUCUUACCAACACUGACGUUUGAUGAUAGUGCUUUCUGGCGUUUGUACUACUUUAGGCCCUUGCGUAUGAAAUAAUUCAUCUGCUGGCGGCUGCUUUCAGGUGCGUUGUUGAAUUAUUUUGACAGCCAGCUGUGUGCGUAUUGAUCCUUUUUCUGUUUUGCGUCAGCUCGCCUGCUGCGAUUUUUACACUGCUGAUUCCAUUUCAGCCCCUCACCGUUACUUAGUAACCUUUCUAGCUGCUCUCGCUUUCACAUAUAAACACACACGCACAUAUCCACACAAACGUUUGUGCAUUUCAUGUCGUGUUGGUUGUUUUCUUUUGUUUCGUUCGUUCAAAUAUUGUUGAACACGAUCAAUGUGUAAAUGAGCAAUAAUAUUAUAACAAUCGAUAUAAUCCUGUUUGCAAAAGGACGCGAAAGUUAAGAAUAGAAACAAAACAGUAUGAAACGCUAAUAAUGUUACAAUAAAAGAACAUAAAACAGCAGGAUACUCUAGUGGUUAACUUUUUUCACACCUCACAUACACAAAUGCGCGCACUACGCAACACACGACAGUUUGUUACACGCAAGUUUGCGUAAUAUGCGUCCAACCUUCGAUCUCGCUUACUACGCAAGGUGAAAUCUUGUUUUGCUUCGUCGUUAUCGUUUAAUGUUUUCCAUAACAACGAGAUGUAUUUUUUUAUGUAUAUUUUUAGUUAACUCUGUCCUUUCUCUCUCUCUUUCUCUCUUUCUGGUUUCUGUGUGCAUCUAUCACUCUGCUCAUUAAUGACUUGCGUGUGUGUGUGUUUGUGAGUUUGUGAAUGUGUGUACUAGUAGUGAAUGUAUAUUAUAAAUAAAAACGAAGCAAGUACAUUGGAGAGGAGAAACACAUAGAAAACACACCGGUUACAUAAACUCUGCAUAAUAAACCAAAAGAUUGGAAGGAAGAAAUGAUACAAAAACAAUACUAAAAAUCCACAACAAAAAGAUGCUCGUAAUUGACUAAUUACAUUAACAUGGUAUAGAUAAAUCUUCGCACAUUCGCGAAGAUAACACAAUAACACUGCUACACAAGAUCGAAGGAAACAAAAAAAAAGCAAAAACUCAAACACGAAACCACAAUAGUAAUGAUACAAAUCAACUUCUACAAUCACAAAAUCAUCAAAACGUGAUCAUACACAGACACGCACACACACAUAUAAAUAUACACAAACAAAAUCCCGCAACAGUGAAUCGUUUGCAAAAAAGCGUAUUUAUCUUUCUAUCACUAUCUCUCUUAUCUUUAAAUCACAUUUAUCUAGCGCAGUAGUGGGGAAAAAAAGGGAAUAUAAACAGCAAACGCCGAAGAACUAGCAAAAAGAAACAUGAAUAACUAGUUGAAAAGCAAUGUAGUGAAGUAAAAUACAAACAAAUGCAUUAGAAACAAACCAAAAAAAAAGGGCGGAAAAGAGUGAAACUACAGGCAAUUAUGGUUUAAUUUAUAUUCGACUGGUUAUUUUGAGUUGUUUACUCUUUUUCACAACUCUUUUUUUCUUUUUUCUUAUGCAUCUUCUUGUUGCAUUGUACGUAUCUCCAUAUCAAGCAAGAAUCGUUUUUUACAGUUACUUGUUACUUUUCUUGUUAAUCUUUUUAAUGCAUUUUCACCGAAAAAUCUUUUAUCUUUAAACGCUUGAUUUAACACAGUGAAAUGUAAGUACGCUGCUAGUUCACUUUCACCGCCAGGAUGUUGCGAUCAUUUACUCUUCCGAUCGCUAUCGCUGGUAUUCCCCGUUCCGUGCGCAUUUCCCUCUUCACCCGCUCUAGCAAUAUCGAAACAAAUAUAUAUAAAUAUACAUAAACAUAUAACGAAACUACAUAUGUGAGCAUAUUUAACAAACAAAACAAAAAACAGUACUAUCAAACAAAACCCAAAAACACACAUCGGAAUACAGUGAGUGCGCCGAAAUGUACCGACAUAAUCGUAUGCAGUGUGUUUAAAAAAAAAGUUUUCUGUGUGUGUGUUUGUAGUCAAGCAAAUGAAAAAAAAAACUUCACUUCCUGUAGCAUCACAUCACUCCGUCUGUUGUUGCUGCAAUAAACAAGCACAUCUAACGAUUUCAAUGCUGGCUUCUUCUCCCAUCUUUAAAACGCAAACACAACCAAACAGAACAAAGAAAACAUUUCGAGUCAUUUGGGAAUGGAGAAUGUAAGAACAAAAGCAAACCAAACUAAACAAAGAAAAAACCACUAAACAAUACAAACAACACAACUACUACAAAUGCGCGGAGAAGCAGGGAUUGCGAAAAUGAGAUGAAACUAAAAACACAAAAACUGAACCAACUAGGCAAACAAACGAACAAAACCAGCAAAAAACCAGACGACAUUAAACAGCAGCAACCAGUAGAGACUGCAUCUGCAACACAACCAACCAAACAACCAAUCAUCACCACCACCACCACCACUACAACCAUCAUCACAACCACCAACAUGGCAUUAGGCAUCGUUUGUUUAUAAUUGUUACAACAAAAGAAAAAUGGUUUAAUGAGAAAACAGAAAAAUGAAACAGCGUUACACAUUGAAAAUGAGAUUAAGAAAUUAAGGAAUAAAACACAAGAAAAAAAAACUGUUAAAAACAAACUGAAUGGCCUUUUUAAUACGUGCUUACUAUAUUUAUAUGCUUUCUGUUACGCACACACAGACACACACACAAACUCUUGGUGUAUUUAUUUACUUCUUCAUGCUCUAUACAUACGUUGCGUUCGUUCACUAUCGUUCUUUACAACCAUCACAACAUUACACAAGAAUCGCGCGACACUAAAACAACCAAAGGUGUCUCGAUCGGACACGUGUUCGCUGUAAGAUAUGGUAAGCUGCCUGUAUUUUCUUCACAUUUUCAUACUUUAUUUCCAUUGUAUGUACACUGAUACAAACAUGCAAACCACCCACAAACGUACACGAACACGAAAUUCCGUACUUCAAAUGUUUGCAUGCAUAACGCAUUUGGUGUCCAAAGUGUGCUUUGUGUUCCGUUUGUCGCUAAAUUUAAUUGUAUUACCUUCGUAUAACGUUUUGUCGUUAAAAAUGGCGUAGAAAGCAACGCUAUGAGAAAACAAAGUAUUAAAGCAACAACAAAAAACCAACAACAACAAACAAACAAAUAAGAAACAAUGGAAUAGAAUUUAGCCUGAAAACAGUAACAACGCUAAAACAGUAGCACUAUAUAAAUAGACAUAAAAUAUGAAAAUAUACACACAGAGCCAUAUGAACAAUAGAUUAUGAAGAGAGAGAGAAAAAUGGAAAUAAAAAUGAAGCAAAAACAAAAAAGAAGAAGAAGCACAACACAAACACUGAGUGUGAGGUGGGAACGGAAGCAGCACCGAAGUCAAUGGAAUGCAAUGGAAAACAAUAUACAUGUCAAUUACUAUAGGGAGGGAAGCUGAUUAAAGUUUAAUUAUCUCAUGCAACGAGGCAUGAACCUAUAUACAUAUAUAUAUACACACACAAUAUAUAUAUAUAUAUAUAUAUAUAUACACAUUUAGUGACGCCUAGUUUAAAACCAAGCGUAGCGGCUAGUAAAAGCAGACAAGCUGAAACAGUUGCAAAGAAAGAAACGAAGAGAGCUAUUUAAAUCUAAAUCCUGUCCGGUUUCCCUAAAACAAACCCGGUGUAUCGGUCCUGUCUCUCGGCGAGAAUGGGAAGCGUUCGAAUGGGAGUGAAUGGAAAGUUUUUGUUUAAUUGAUAUAAAAUACCUAUAUUAUUAAUUAGUUCAUUUAUUUAUUUUUUUUUUGUUAUUGUACUAUUAACUAAUUUUUUAGUAUGAUUGUAUUCACUUUUUCAUUUUUUCCUAUUUUCCUUUUUGUUACUGUUUUAUUUUUCUUGUUUUGUAUAUUUUUUAAAAAAAAGUACCCUUUCUUUUAUGUUUUCAAUUUUUUUAAAAUUUAUUUUUAUUGUUUUUUUAUGCAUUUUAACAAAAAAAACUUUUUAAACCCUAUAAGUGAAACCGGAAAAGCGAAAACAAAUUGUCAUAGUAGUGAGAAAAGUAGUGCAGAACCAUUAACUAGUUGAAUGCAAUUAAUGAAAGCUAGAGUGAACAAUUACCGUGUGUAAGCUUUCCAGCAGUAAGAAGCUACACAUCACCUUGAGAGCAGAAACAUUAGUCAUACGGCCAUCAACGCAACAGGCACGAGAGGUUUCGCUCGGUUCAUUUUCAUGGAAACAUGUUCAAUUUUACCCUCUAUUUGCCAUCUUCCCGUUACACUAUUUAAGCUACAUUUUUACCAACAAACACAAACUAAUUGUAUUAUUUAUGCCCACGUUCUAUCGGGAUUGGUAUAUAUUCUGCUUGCAUUUAGCGGUCCUUUUUCUCUCAACAUAAUAACAAAACACACAACCAAAUGUCUUACAACAUUUACACAACCUGCUACCAUUGAAAUGCUACUUAUUCUAUCCAUUUCAAACUCUCUCUCUCUCGAAACGCGCUAUUGCUAUCUCAUGCUUAGAAAACGAAUAAAAACAGUACAUACAACAACAACAACAAAAAGAAGAUAGAAAAAAACCAGAAAACAGAUGAAAUACAUAGAAUUCGGUAAAUGGCGUAGAAAUCUAACAAGCACAAAACUUCGAGCGUAUUGUAUAACCUAUUGAAAAUGUAAAACUUAUUAUCGUAACUACUUAAAAGCGAAAUGCAAAACCCUAACUGUUUAAAGAUGACAAUUGCUAAAACCACAUAUAUUACUCAUCCUUGCAUUGUAAACGUAUGGUACGGAAAUGAAACAAGUAACAACAGUAACAUUGCGCCCUUCAUACGCGCCCACCCCCCGUAGACUUUACUUCUUCUCGCAUGAGUGAGUGGUGCAGUGCGUGAGUGUGUGUGUUUUAUAUUGUUUAAUGAAGUGUUUGAAAAGAAUUCAACAUCACCCACAAAAAAAACAGAAGGCCCAGAUGGCAUGAAAGUUAUAGAGAGAAAAAGGAUAGAACAAAAACAAAAUGGGAAAUAGUCAAACAUACAACCACCACCACCACCACCACCAUUAAGGAAUGGCACCCGUAAUGGUGCAACAACAACAAAAAACAGAGCAAAUCGAGUUAAAACUCAUGUGGAAAUUGAACAAGAUAAGAAGGAAGGAAAAUGAAACAGCGAAAGAAAAAGGCAAAACAUAUUUAAGGAAAAACAAAACAAAACAGAAAACCCUAA
Messenger RNA from Anopheles funestus (African malaria mosquito), 10165 nucleotides. RefSeq names its product complexin (gene cpx). Gene Ontology annotation, cellular component: terminal bouton; SNARE complex. Lineage: Eukaryota; Metazoa; Arthropoda; Insecta; Diptera; Culicidae. The coding region runs from base 693 to 1160 and encodes 155 amino acids. Gene Ontology annotation, biological process: regulation of neurotransmitter secretion; synaptic vesicle exocytosis; neurotransmitter transport. The transcript has 7 exons. The record is from RefSeq and is a predicted model, not a curated record. Gene Ontology annotation, molecular function: syntaxin binding.